AUGGAGGCUGCAAAACAGAUAUUAAAAAGGUUUCCUUUUGACGACAAAGACCGUCAAGCAUUAAAAUGUCUGAAGAUGCUAAAUCCUACAGCAAUUCUGUAUCCUGAAAUAAAAAAGAAAUUCCCUUCCAUUGCAGAUUUACAUUAUUUCUUCCCAAAGAUUUGUCCAAAUAAUAUAACGGAACUGGAUAGAGAAUGGCGGGUGUUAAGAAAUGUCGAUUUUUCUUUCAACCAAAACAAAGCUCCCGAUAUUGUCGACUUUUGGAAACAUGUACAAGAAUUAAGAAAUGGAGACGAAUCUCAAACAUUCCCUACAUUGUGUGAAUUGGUAAAAAAGCUUUUGUGCCUACCACAUAGCAGUGCCACCGUGGAAAGGUUAUUUUUAGCUAUAAAUAUUAUGAAAACCAAAUUACGCAACAGAAUAUCGACUACAGCUAUUAAAGGAGUAUUACACACUAAAUCCGAAAUAACCGAUUGCUAUUCAUUUGAAGCCACAGAAAGGCACAUGAAGAAAUUCAACAAAAAUAUGUAUGAUUUUAAAAAUAAAAAUGAGUGUGAAAAUAUUGAAGAUGAGGCAAUUGGAAAUGAAACUGGAAAAUAA
This is a messenger RNA of Parnassius mnemosyne (clouded apollo), 600 nucleotides long. NCBI's taxonomy places the organism in Eukaryota, Metazoa, Arthropoda, Insecta, Lepidoptera, Papilionidae. The record is from the annotation of a GenBank genome assembly.